AUGACAUCAAAGACUCGAAUUGAGUUGUUCCAGACGGAGAAAAUCCCAGAGUAUCUACAAUUUUUACUCUCCGAUUUCUGUAAAAGACAACCAAUGAAUGUUGCUUUAAAGAUUCCUGUAGAAACAACAAGCAGCGUGUUUACAAGUUUACUGCAAAAGGGUAACGAAAGUGGUGUCUCUUUUGUGCUCUACAAUGAAAAUGAUGAACUUAUCGGUCUUUUAGGCUCUUUUGGAAGAUCAAGAGGGGAAAUAGCGUCCGAUACUAUUACAAAGAAUGGUUUCAAUGAAGAAACCGAUGAAGAACCCGUAUUCCAUUUCUCGAGGUUACUUGAUCAAAAGUAUGACAUUUGGAACCGAAUACCAAAAAAAAUUGACAAAAUCUUGUGGAUCUCGAUUAUAUCUGUGAGGAACGAUUACAGUAGAAAAGGUCUAGCUAAACUGUUGAUAAACCAUGGUUUGGAGAAAGCAAAAGAAGUUGGAUAUGAGGUGACUGCUUCAAAUGCUGGUGCUCUUGAAUCGCAAAAGCUCUUUGAAAGUCUUGGUUUCGUGAUUCUCUGCGAGGGUUUUCACACUGAAUUUCUCGACAAAAAUGGUCAUCAACUUUUGAAAUGUUUAGAUGAAACAAAAAGCAAUCAAUUGGUAUUUCGUUAUUUG
Molecule: messenger RNA, 654 nt
Organism: Mesorhabditis belari
Lineage: Eukaryota; Metazoa; Nematoda; Chromadorea; Rhabditida; Rhabditidae
Source: the annotation of a GenBank genome assembly